Messenger RNA from Rangifer tarandus platyrhynchus (Svalbard reindeer), 306 nucleotides. Lineage: Eukaryota; Metazoa; Chordata; Mammalia; Artiodactyla; Cervidae. The record is from the annotation of a GenBank genome assembly.
AUGCUGGGAAACAUACAUUCCUGCGAUGAACAAAAGGGAAGAAAAGAGUGUUUUUCUGGCAUCUAUCAGCAACUGUCUAUGUUCUAUGAUAUGAGAACACCACAUUUGCACAGAGGCCCCAAUUUCCUGAGUCACAGAGAGUAUAUUUCCCUGCACUUUUUGAGCCUUGUGAACCUAUUUCUAGGUGAUACUAGGACUGCUCACGAGGAAACAGAUUGCAAGAGAGUGUCUGAGAGUGCUGAGGGCCAUACUGUUGCUGCCAACAGAGAGAAAAUGCUAACUUUGCCAACAUGGUUCAGUAUCUAG